Molecule: messenger RNA, 1021 nt
Organism: Ruditapes philippinarum (Manila clam)
Lineage: Eukaryota; Metazoa; Mollusca; Bivalvia; Venerida; Veneridae
Exons: 5
Coding region: 228-758 (176 amino acids)
Biological process (GO): regulation of Toll signaling pathway; innate immune response; central nervous system formation
Cellular component (GO): extracellular region
Molecular function (GO): Toll binding; growth factor activity
Source: RefSeq, a predicted model, not a curated record
CAUACAAAAAGCUAUUCGUACUAAAGGAACAAACUUUUAAACCCGGUAUCAAUAUAAUUAUCAACUGGUCUUACAUUUGAAUGAUUUUAUGACAUUUUUAAAGACAAUAUGUCUUCAGAAGACUGUAUUACUCCUGUUUAGAAGAGAUAUAUAAACUUUUGAUGCAGGGUGAUAUUGCAUUAGUUUCACUGAGUAACCAGACAUUAAGAUCGCUUUAAACAACAAAGAUGUUUUACCAGAUGAUAACACUGUGCGUAAUACUGAUGAUCAUGACGUGUUACUCACAGAAAACAGACGAUAUAACACGUGACCGGAAAUCGCCAUGUUCUAAUUCUAAAUGUGGAAAGUACAGUUAUAGGAAGAUUUUGAAGAUGUUUCCAGGAACGUUUUAUACGAGAAAACAAAUAGAAGGCAAUGAAAGACAGUUCAGGGUGGCACGUAUGAAAUACCUCGUUGAGCAAGGUAUUCAUAUGAAGUCAGGGAUGAUCGGGGAUGGUGACUCUUGUUGCCCUACAAAAACCCUUACGUUCACAAAUUUCACGAUGACCAAUAUUGACGGAGAGAACAAGUAUUUAGUACAUACACCGCCUAAAUACCAAUUCAUUCCUCAUGGAGUGUGCAUGAAAGGAGGCACUUGUGAUGGGAUAUGCGUCAAUGAACCAGUUACCCACUCUCUAUUGACGUACAAUGUUGAAAAAGGAAAGCUGGAGUUUGACCUGUUUAUCGUACCAGGAUAUUGUUCAUGUAAAUCAGUAUAACACUUGACCUUGUGAUAUGUAUACACAUUGGCUUGCACAAUCGACAUCUAGUCCAAUGUACAGUUGAUUUUUAAAGACAGUAUAGUAAAUAUUUGAUGUAAUAUACAUGUAUCUUUCAAAAUGGACUAUUAUUACAUGUUACUAUUAUUAACUAUUAUUCUUAAGUGAUAUUUUUUUUUGUUUGCUUCAAACAUCAAAGUAUAUGAUUUGUGUCCAAAAUAUCUAUUUGACCAAUAAAUUAAUCAAUACUGUGUUACUAUACA